AUGAGGAACAAGAACACCGCGAACGAUCUCGUCUUUAACUUAGUACCAUCGACUGCUUUCAUUUCUUUGUCGAGAAGAAGUCUGUGCGAUGAUUAUGAUGGCAUCCUCGCUCCUUUUACGCGACAGUUCACGUCCUCGUCAUCAUCCAAAAACAGCAGCGGAGGACAUGGUUUCCAAUUAGGGGAGUUGUUCGCCGCUUCCGGUAGAAGACGAAGAAGUAAACGCGACGCUCUCUUUGUCGAUUGGAAGAACAGCUCCACCAGUAAAACUUCUUCUGCUCGCUUCGUCCACGCUUCGUCCUCGUCUGUGCUCUUCUCGAACAAAGCGACGGAAUCGGAAUCAAAAUUCACCGAAAAAGCGAACGAGUACUUGGAACUGCUCGGGGAAAAGCUCGAACAAUGGGCGGACGACGAGAUCGAGGAAGACGUGGAGUGCGAUUAUUCAGACGGCGUUUUGACCAUUUCUUUAGGCCGAGAGAGAGGGACGUACGUGUUGAAUAAACAAGCACCGAAUAAACAGAUAUGGUGGUCCAGUCCAAUAUCCGGACCGCAUCGGUUCGAGGAGGACGGCGCGCGGUGGGCGGACGCCAGGCGAGGCCAGGACGGCGACGAUUGUUUGGACGAUUUAGAGACAAAGUUAAGGAAAGAGUGGGGGGAGAUUUUUAAGGGGAAGAAAGGGUUAGAUUUGUAG
Messenger RNA from Bathycoccus prasinos, 690 nucleotides. RefSeq lists its product with no specific name. Gene Ontology annotation, cellular component: mitochondrion. The record is from RefSeq and is a predicted model, not a curated record. Gene Ontology annotation, molecular function: ferrous iron binding; iron chaperone activity; 2 iron, 2 sulfur cluster binding. Lineage: Eukaryota; Viridiplantae; Chlorophyta; Mamiellophyceae; Mamiellales; Bathycoccaceae. Bases 1 to 690 code for a protein of 229 amino acids. The transcript has a single exon. Gene Ontology annotation, biological process: intracellular iron ion homeostasis; iron incorporation into metallo-sulfur cluster.